This is a messenger RNA of Sebastes umbrosus (honeycomb rockfish), 2548 nucleotides long. It is a transcript of the gene mipb, whose product is annotated as major intrinsic protein of lens fiber b. Gene Ontology annotation, biological process: transmembrane transport. Gene Ontology annotation, cellular component: plasma membrane. NCBI's taxonomy places the organism in Eukaryota, Metazoa, Chordata, Actinopteri, Perciformes, Sebastidae. Bases 437 to 1228 code for a protein of 263 amino acids. The transcript is spliced from 4 exons. The record is from RefSeq and is a predicted model, not a curated record. Gene Ontology annotation, molecular function: water channel activity.
UCCCCUCCGUCAGAGAGGCUAAAAGGUCCACCGGACACUCUGUCUAUCCCCGUCUCUUCUUUAGAAACACCCCAUUAGCAUUGAUGCCCACCUCCUCUUGACAACUCAUCCCACCUGAGAUCUCCACGCACAUUCCCACAUUAUCUCACACCUAUGUCUUUGCGACAGGUGGACAGAGGUGGCAGCUGAUUUGACUUUACCAACCCAGUUCACGGCUUGGUAAAGAUCCGUUGGGUGGAUUCAUCUGUUGACGUUCUGAAAAUCCUGUUUCGUCUGACUCUUUUGGUCAGCCGAGUUAGCUGACUACAAAAGGGAGAUCCUUUUUUUGUUAUUUUUGGCGUUUGAAGAGGACUGAAAAGGUACUCAUUUACCUUUACUAGAUUUAUUUUUAAAGAAUCUUCUUCAUCUGGUGGAGAGCCUCAAGUGAACAGUCACCAUGUGGGAGUUCCGGUCCAUGAAUUUUUGGCGAGCGGUCUUCGCAGAGUUCUUCGGGACCAUGUUCUUUGUAUUUUUCGGCAUGGGCGCCGCCCUGCGCUGGACCACCGGGCCUCAUCAUGUCCUUCAUGUGGCCCUGUGCUUCGGGCUGGCAGCUGCCACUCUCAUCCAGUCCAUCGGCCACAUCAGCGGCGGCCACAUUAACCCUGCCGUCACCUUCGCCUACCUUGUCGGCUCACAGAUGUCUCUUUUCCGCGCCAUUUUCUACAUGGCCGCCCAGUGCCUGGGUGCUGUAGCUGGGGCUGCUGUGCUGUACGGGGUCACGCCCGGCAACAUGAGAGGCAACAUGGCGAUGAACAUGCUGCAGCCGGGCAUCAGUCUGGGAAUGGGCACCACUGUGGAGGUUUUCCUCACCAUGCAGCUCGUGGUGUGCAUCUUCGCCGUGACUGAUGAGAGGAGAAACGGACGCAUGGGAUCUGCUGCUCUAUCCAUCGGCUUCUCCGUCACCAUUGGACAUCUCAUGGGGAUGUACUACACCGGUGCUGGAAUGAACCCUGCCAGGUCCUUUGCCCCUGCUGUGCUCUUCAGGAACUUCAUCAACCACUGGGUGUACUGGGUCGGGCCUAUGAUAGGAGGUGCAAUGGGUGCCCUUCUGUACGAUUUCAUGCUGUUCCCACGCAUGAGAGGUCUGUCUGAGCGCCUGGCCACACUGAAGGGCAGCCGGCCCCCAGAGAGCGAGACCCAGCAGGACACCCGCGGGGAGCCCAUCGAGCUCAAGACGCAAGCCCUAUAAACCUGCCCCUGCCCCCUUCUCCGACUGGGGCCGAGGGACGAGGGACAAGGCCCUGAGCUAUACGCCAACCCCACCUCCACUACCCCCCCAUGCCUUCACACAACAUCGCACAAGACUAACCCAAAUACUCACAUCUAGACUAACACAUGAUACGAUUUUUUUUUUUCCAGUGCCACUGUAAAAACCGACACACAAAAAAAAAACAGGUUCACAACCUUCAACCUCAACACACAACAAGACUCCUCUACCCCCCAGUCCUCACUCUGUAUUCUGAACUGGACAUUGUGUUUUUGAUAAAUGGUGACCAGAGCCUGAACCACCAGCCGCCUCGUCUCCCCCUGCCCGCCUGCUUUUCUCCUCUCAGCUAAGGCCUUCAUCUGCGACUCAGAGGAGCGUGGAAACCCCCAAAAUUGAGCAGAGAGGUUUGGGGAGGCAGGUGUUGGAAAGGGGGGUGGGGGGGAGACGGAGGGCAGGAUGAGGGUGAGGCUGAGGCGAGGAUGUGGGUAUGAUAUGAGAAGGGUAAGAGUGCAUGGGGCAGGUGAGGGUGGAGUAAAGGGGUGGGGGUUGGGGUUUGGGUAGGGUAGAGAGGGCAACACGCUGGGUUUGUGGUCGUUUCAAGUUGGGUUAGACCAGUGAAGAUGGGCAUGCUUUUCAUUAUUCAUCUGAAUUUAUCUCCAUUUUUAGUUUUUUUUUUUAGGUUCAUUUUGUUUUCUGCACUUCAGACACAAGACGUGGAUGUAUGAUACCAUUAGAUUUUACCAGGGUUUCACUAUUUUCAAUCACUACAUUUUAUCUGUGGGUUUGUGUUUGUGUGUGCGUGGAUACCUCUGCAGCAUGUGUGUGUGUGUGUGUGUGUGUGUGUGUGUGCAAGUGUGUGCGUGAGAGUGAGCGUGUGCAUGUGUGUGCGCCUGCCUGUGCGUAUGAGUGUGUUUGCAAGUGAGUGUGUAUAUGUGUGUAUGUGUGUGUGAGAUCAAGAUUGCAGAUACAGUACUUUUUAUUUUGUUUUAUUUCCAUUACCGCUCUCCUGUUUCGUACCAUUAACUGUGUUCAUUUUGUCAUCAAUUUUUAAGACAUGAUCAUUUCUCCUCCCCUCACUGUGGUAUUUGCUAUGAUAUUCAUUUUUACAUAAACCAUCUGCUUUUUUGUUCUGAACCAGCGCAAUCCAAAGGAAAUGUUGUAUCCCAGACUUUGAUAGUAGGUCUGUUCACUACAGAUCGGCUGUGCAAGCUUUACAUUGAGUCUCCUUUUAUUAUUUGAUCCUUACUGGGAGCACAAGGCGUUUCAAUAAACAUUUCAAUGAUAAUAAACAUAAAAACUUGG